AUGAUGGAAAACUCAUCCAAUGUGAGCACCAGUUUUGUGCUGCUGGGACUAGUGGAGAUGGAAGGAUUCUGGUACCUUUAUUGCCUCGUUUGCCUCGUUACCUACACAUUUAUAAUGGUUCUGAGCUCCAUUAUCGUACUCGUGGUUGUGACGGAGGAAAGCCUUCAUGAACCCAUGUACCUUCUCAUUUGCACCCUCGUCCUCAAUGGCAUAUUGGGAAGUUCGACCUUCUUCCCCAAACUGAUAAUUGACCUUCUCUCUUCAUCUAAAACCAUCUCCCGAGCCCCCUGCCUCGGCCAGGCCUUCUGUGUCUUGUUCUUUGCCUUUUUUGAGAUCUGCACUUUUACCCUAAUGGCCUACGACCGGUACGUGGCCGUUUGUUACCCCUUGCAGUACGUUCUUAUCAUGACCAUUGAGAAGACACUGAGGUUCAUCGUUGCAUCUUUCACCUUCACCUUCACGGCCAACUUGGUGGCAAUUGUCCUCUCUGCCAGGCUCCCUCUUUGUGGGUCGCAAAUCAGAAACAUAUUUUGUGACAACAUGUCGUUUUUCAUACUGUCCUGUGUCAACACGUCUAUCAACAAUAUCUACGGUGCCGCCGUGUUCAUGAUGUUUUUGGUGUUCACCCUAUUGGUCAUCGCCUAUUCCUACAUAAGGAUAUUCCUCAUCUGCAUGAAGAUUUCCCAGCAUGCCUAUGAAAAGGCCAUCCACACCCUGGUCACCCAUUUGGUGAAUUUUUCUAUUUUCCUUAUCGGGGUGUUGUUUAUAUUUAUCAGGUACAGGUUGGGGAACGUGGAUCUGCCCCUGGGAGUGCAAAUUCUGCUGUCGGCCACCUGCUUGGUCGUCCCUCCUCUUCUCAACCCCUUCAUCUACGGGAUAAGGACAAAGGCUCUGACGAUGAAAAUCAGCCGCUUCCUCAACAAAUGA
Xenopus tropicalis (tropical clawed frog) is the source of this 927-nucleotide messenger RNA. It is a transcript of the gene or65a3, whose product is annotated as olfactory receptor family 65 subfamily A member 3. Gene Ontology annotation, molecular function: olfactory receptor activity; G protein-coupled receptor activity. Gene Ontology annotation, biological process: G protein-coupled receptor signaling pathway; signal transduction. The record is from RefSeq and is a predicted model, not a curated record. Gene Ontology annotation, cellular component: plasma membrane; membrane. Lineage: Eukaryota; Metazoa; Chordata; Amphibia; Anura; Pipidae. The transcript has a single exon. The coding region runs from base 1 to 927 and encodes 308 amino acids.